Penaeus vannamei (Pacific white shrimp) is the source of this 1445-nucleotide messenger RNA. The record is from RefSeq and is a predicted model, not a curated record. Lineage: Eukaryota; Metazoa; Arthropoda; Malacostraca; Decapoda; Penaeidae.
AAGAAAUAAGAUGGAAACUCAUUUUUUCUCACAUGAGGAAUAUUUUGGAUAUUUAGUUGCAGAAGAAGAGUCAGAAUCCAGUGGCUCUGGCUUCGGCAGAGGCAACAGUCGGCAGUCAUCAGUGAAUUCUGCUGUCGAUGAUAAGUAUAAGAAAAAAGUUGGCAAAAAGAAGCCAGGAAUCUUCAAAGGACUUGGUUCCAUGUUCAGAUUUGGAAAAACACAGAAAGAGUAUCGACAAUCCCAAUGGCCUCACAAGCAAAGGUGAUGGGGAGGUUGAUCGCUCAGAAGGUCGGACAGAAGUCGACCGUGCAGAGGUUGAGAGGCUGGCAGCUGCAAGACGCCUACAGCAGGAAGAGCACGAUCGCAUGCAGGAGCAGUAAGGGCGCAUGAUCGAAAACACUGCUCGCAGCAAUCAGCAGCAACAGCAGCCUCAAAUGAGACCAGAUGAAGGAGAGCCUUCUCGAUCUGAGAGGAUGCAUCAGUUGCGUGCAGAACACCAGCGUCGCCAUGCACAGAGGAACAGAACAUAUCCUACAGAUGACUUAGAAGAACGAUAUGAAAGUGCGAUAAAACAGGUGCUCGGAGAGAGUGGGGACUCGGAAGCUGACAAGGCUAACAAUAACACGCUUAACUCCACUGACACCAAGCCGCAAGUAAUGUCCGAGAACAUUGUGCAUAGGCGCUCCAAAACUCCCAAACCAUCCUCCUCAUCCUCUUCCUCUGGCAAUUAUAACAAAGCAAGAGGUGCAGGGAACCCCAAUAGACACUCUUUCCAUGGGACGAGUUCUAGAUCCAAUAGCACAGGUGGCACGGUCAAUCGCAACUCAUUGUAUGUGUCUUGCAUCAAACCAGUUGCUGAUUCUCCAUCCCCUCCUCUGUCUCCCACUUUGCCUAAGCCUGGUCCACCUCCAUAUGUUCCCCCACCAAACAGAUAUGUGUAUAAUGAUGCUAUCUAUUCUAAGCCAUGUAAAGAACCUAAGAAUACCAGUGAAAAGCCCUUGAAUUCUCAACCUCCAAGUUCUGUCAAUGAUGAAAUGCAAGUCAAUAACCUUUCCAAUUUCAUCAUUCAGAAUUCGCUUUCAAGGAAGCCUCCCCUUCCGCCUAGAAAUAGGCCAGUGAAUAACAACUACAAACCUCCCUUGCCUCCUUCAAAUCCUAAGCCAAAAAACUCUGCUAGUCCUUCUCCAGUGCCAAUGAACCAAACGAUAACAAACCAAAGCUCUUGCAAGAGUUCUAGUCAAUCGUCUGAUUUUAGUCAGCUGAACCAAAUUAACCCAAACUUUACCUUUUCCUUCUCAAAGUCCAUUUCUGGAGCUGUCACUGUUUCUCACUACCCCUCAAGUGACCCUCCUAGUGCAAACCCUCAUGGGGAUGUCGCAAACAGAAAACUUUAUCAAUCAGAACUUGGGUCAACACAACUCGACUUUUGUGGUGUACAGUUCUAA